Molecule: messenger RNA, 1890 nt
Organism: Chenopodium quinoa (quinoa)
Lineage: Eukaryota; Viridiplantae; Streptophyta; Magnoliopsida; Caryophyllales; Amaranthaceae
Product: protein FAR1-RELATED SEQUENCE 5-like
Exons: 4
Coding region: 1-1890 (629 amino acids)
Biological process (GO): regulation of DNA-templated transcription
Source: RefSeq, a predicted model, not a curated record
AUGACUCUACCUCCACCCAUGCGCGGUUUUGAGGACUUAGGUUUUGAGAUAGUUGAAGGAAAGGUGGUUUAUUGUGGUGCAAAGGAGGAUGAAGUUGAUUCCUUUGGAGUUUUUGAGCUUGAGGGAGAUGUAGAUUAUGUUGAUCGUGAUUGUGAACUUCAGCAUUCUUCGAUUUCCGAGUUUGAUCGUCAUUGUGAAGUUGUUUUUCCGUCUUCUACUGGAUUGCUGAAUUCAUUUGUUGAUCAAUCUUAUGCAGCGGGUACUAGUGAUGAAAUUAUGUUUGAAGAGGCAACUAAAUCAGAGUUACUUUAUAAAGAUUUUAAUUCUGAAGAAGAAGCUUAUGAUAUUUAUAAUGAAUAUGCUUUUAAGCAUGGAUCUGGGAUUAGAAUUGAUAAAAGUAAAAGUCGAAAUGAUGGCUCUUUGAAGAUGAAAAGAUUUGUUUGUUGCAAUGAAGGUUGGAAGGAUGAGAAGGCAAAGAAUAAAAGGACUUAUGAGAGACUUAAUAUAAGAACUGGUUGUUUGGCUUUUAUUCAGUUUAAGAUUGAUCGUUUAGGUUUAUGGACAUGUACAAAGCAUUACAUGAAACAUAAUCAUCAUAUGAUUCCUCUAGAAAAGAGACAUUUGUUAAGGUCUCAAAGGAAUGUUUCUAAAGAAAAUUUGCAAUUCAUGUCUACAUUGAGGUGUAGUGGAGUUAAAAUUUCUGCAGCCUUGAGGGCAAUGAAAAAGGAUGUUGGUGGCUCUCCUAAUUUAGGAUUUACAGCACCGGAUGCCUAUAAUUCUUUAUCUGCUGAAAAACGAGCUUUACUUGAUGGUUGUGACAGUCAUCAAUUGAUCAAAUAUUUUGCUAAAAGACAACUUGAUGAAGCUGAAUUUUACUAUGACUUUGAACAAGAUGAGGAUGGGUGUUUAGUUAACUUUUUUUGGCGUGAUGGUCGGAUAAAGAGAGAUUAUGAGUAUUUUGGAGAUUUGCUGGUUUUUGAUACCACGUAUAGGACAAAUAAAUAUGGAAUGAUUUGUGCUCCAUUUGUUGGUAUGAAUCAUCAUGCUAAUAACCUCAUGUUUGGUAUGGGUUUUAUUUUCAAUGAGCGAACCGAGUCUUUUGUGUGGCUUUUUGAUACAUUCUUGAAAUCUAUGGGAAACAAAAGUCCUAUCACAAUUAUGACAGAUCAAGCUCAAGCUAUUGCAGCUGGUAUUCGGAAUGUAUUUCCUCCAAGUGUGCAUCAUCGUCUUUGUGUUUGGCACAUUGAGCAAAAUUCUAAGAAGCAUAUUGGGGCUUUGAGAGCUUUGGAUGGAUUUACAGAUUUGUUUGGUUAUUUGCUCAAGUAUUGUGAAACCCCUGCUGAAUUUGAACAUUUUUGGAAAAGAAUGUUAAUGAAAUAUAAAUGUGAAAAAGAUUAUUGGUUGUGUGAUUUGUACAAGAUUAAAGAGAUGUGGUGUCCAGCCUAUUCUAAGAAGCAUUGGUCUGGUGGUGUUUUAUCAUCUCAACGAAGUGAAACUACAAAUAAAUCUGUUUCGGAAAGGCUUAAUAAGACCCAAGGUUUGUGUGACUUCUACCAUGUUUUUCUUGAUGUUAUCUGUGAGUGGAGGAGCAAAGAGAAUGGAAAUGAUUUUAAUACAUUGAGGGGUAAUCGUCAUCUUGCUUUUGCUCAUAUUAGCAUUUUAGUUCAUGCUAAGUCUUUGUACACCAUUCAAGCAUAUAUUAUUUUUGAAGAGGAGUUCAUUAAGGGUACUGCUUAUGAACAUUCUGAUGCUGGUCUUCAUUUUCCUGAAUAUUCAUACCAUUUAUCGAGAUCUGGUAAAGAUAAGAUUAGGCAUGAAGUUGUUUUCAACAAGGAAACUCAUGUUAUGUUCUCAUUCUCUUCGUGUAUAUCAUUUACAUUGUGUACCUAA